UUCAAAACAGGUGCGCGAAAUCUAUCAAGCGCCUAAUGAAGACACUGACGAAAAAAGGACGUAAAACAAUCGAACGAUCACAUCAAAUGAGUUUGAAAGUUGCGACAGAACACAAACAUGGAUGAACUACAGAAACUUGAGCAUCUCUCUCUGGUUUCCAAAGUAUGCACAGAACUUGACAACCAUUUGGGGAUGAAUGACAAAGAUUUAGCUGAAUUCAUCAUAGCCCUUGCAGAGAAGAAUGACACCUUUGAAGCUUUCAAGAAAGUAUUACUAGAAAAUGGAGCAGAAUUUGGGGAUUCACUGAUUGCUAACCUGCUUCGACUGAUACAAAAGAUGAAGCCCAAGCCACAGAAGCACAUCACUUCGGAGAAGAAAGUCUCACAAGAGUUAUCUGACCUGGAAAUGAAGAGAAAGCUCUUCCCUGGCCUGGCAUUACCCAACGACGUGAAAGAGAAAUCUCCGGAUUUGCCUGAGGACUGUGCUAAAGACAAAGAUGUUGCAGACAAUAUGAUGGGAGAGCUGGAGGCGUUGAUGACCACAGCCAAGACCAUGGGCAGCAAAAGCAAAGCCAAGGACAGUCGCAGUAGGAGCAGAUCACCCAAAAGGAAAAAGAAGAAAAAGUCACGCAGUAGAAGUCGUUCUCGUGACAGAUCAAGGUCAAGGUCACACAAUAAAUCAAGGUCAAGGUCACGAGAUAGAAAGAGGAAGAAAAAAAGGGAUCGCUCAUACAGUAGGAGUAGGAGCAGAAGUGUGGAGAGAAAAGAUCGGAACAGGGAGGAGAAGUACAGAGAUAAAGACAAUCGGAGGGACAAAAAGUCAGAGAAAAACAGGGGUCAUGAGAUGCCAGUGGAGGUGGAAGUGGGGCAGAUAUACUCUGGGCGAGUUACCAGCAUCAUGCAGUUUGGCUGUUUUGUGGCUGUUGAGGGGGUCAGAAAGAAGAGUGAAGGACUCGUGCAUGUUUCACAGUUACGUCGUGAAGGACGCGUGUCGGCUGUCUCUGAUGUAGUACAGAAAGGUCAGAGUGUCAAGGUCAAGGUCCUCUCAUACACCGGUAACAAGAUGAGUCUGUCCAUGAAGGAUGUAGACCAAGGUACAGGCAGGGAUCUCAACCCCAAACAGACGUCUGAAAUUACUGGGGGCGAGAAAGACAUCGUAAAUGAGCUUCGGAACCCAGACAGGCCUUCAGCUGUACCGCUUGUUUCGAUACCGGAGCAGAACGAGACCACCGACAGGAAGAGAGUGCAGCGCAUGUCUUCACCAGAGAAGUGGGAGUGGCAGCAGAUGAUGGCCGCUAACGUGGUCGAUGUCUCGGAGUUGCCGGACUUUGACGAGGAGACAGGAGUACUCCCCAGAGAUGAUGACUCUGAUGAGGACAUUGAGAUUGAAAUGGUGGAAGAAGAGGCCCCAUUCCUAGCAGGCCAUGGCAAACAAAGUCUGGAUCUCAGUCCUAUCAAGAUAGUCAAGAACCCAGAUGGUUCGCUGUCCCAGGCCGCCAUGAUGCAGUCGGCGCUGCAGAAGGAACGUCGUGAGAUCAAGCAGCAGCAGCGUAGAGCCGAGAUGAACUCUGUACCUAACACCUCUAGCAGUGAGUGGCAGGACCCCAUGGCCGACGGUGAGAGAAAGCUGGGAUCUCGUGGUAUCGGUUCCCAGCCUGCAGACCUGCCGGAAUGGAAGAAGCACAUCACGGGCGGGCAAAAGGCUUCCUACGGCAAGAAAGAGAAAAAGUCCAUCCUGGAACAGAGGCAAAGUUUGCCGAUAUAUAAACUCAAAGAUGAGCUGGUCAAGGCAGUGAAUGACAACCAGGUGUUGGUGGUGAUUGGGGAGACCGGGUCAGGCAAGACAACCCAGAUAACUCAGUACCUGGCAGAGGCAGGCUACACUACACGCGGUAAAAUUGGUUGUACGCAACCCCGUCGUGUGGCCGCCAUGUCCGUGGCAAAACGUGUGUCAGAAGAGUUUGGCUGCAGGUUAGGACAAGAGGUUGGCUACAUGAUCCGUUUCGAAGACUGCACCAGCCCUGAGACCAAGAUCAAGUACAUGACUGAGGGUAUGUUGCUGCGUGAGUGCCUGAUAGACCGGGAUCUCACGCAGUACGCAAUCAUCAUGCUGGACGAGGCUCAUGAACGUACGGUGCACACCGAUGUGCUCUUUGGACUCCUGAAGGAGGCUGUGAAGAAACGUAAAGAUCUCAAGCUGAUAGUCACGUCUGCUACUCUGGAUGCUGUGAAAUUCUCGCAGUAUUUCUUCGAAUCACCCAUAUUUACGAUACCUGGUCGCACCUACCCGGUGGAGAUCCUGUACACAAAGGAGGCGGAGACCGACUACCUGGACGCCUCCAUGAUAACAGUCAUGCAGAUCCACCUGAUGGAGCCCCCUGGUGACAUCCUGCUGUUCCUGACAGGCCAGGAGGAGAUUGACACGGCCUGUGAGAUCCUGUAUGAGCGUAUGAAGGCCCUGGGACCCGAGGUACCUGAGCUGAUCAUCCUACCUGUGUACAGCGCCUUGCCCAGCGAGAUGCAGACCAGGAUCUUUGACCCCGCACCACCUGGGUCCAGGAAAGUAGUCAUUGCAACAAACAUUGCGGAGACCUCCCUCACCAUUGACGGUAUAUACUACGUGGUGGACCCAGGCUUUGUGAAGCAAAAGGUGUACAACUCCAAGACUGGCAUGGACCAGCUUAUAGUGACACCCAUAUCACAGGCCCAGGCCAAGCAGCGUGCAGGUCGCGCCGGCAGGACUGGACCAGGCAAGUGUUACCGGCUGUACACCGAGAGGGCGUACAGAGAUGAGAUGCUGCCCACCGCCGUGCCAGAGAUACAGAGGACGAACCUUGCCAGUACCGUCCUGUCAUUGAAAGCGAUGGGUAUCAACGACCUGCUGACGUUCGACUUCAUGGAUGCUCCGCCUAUGCAGACCCUGGUGUCGGCCAUGGAACAGCUGCAUGCUCUCAGUGCUCUGGAUGAUGAGGGGCUGCUUACCAGGCUCGGACGCAGGAUGGCAGAGUUCCCCCUGGAGCCCAUGCUAUCCAAGAUGCUCAUCAUGUCUGUACAGCUGGGCUGCUCAGAUGAAAUCCUCACUAUAGUGUCCAUGCUGUCUGUACAGAAUGUCUUCUACAGACCCAAGGACAAACAAGAUUUGGCAGAUCAGAGGAAGGCUAAAUUCCACCAGAUAGAAGGUGACCAUGUAACCCUCCUGGCGGUGUACAAUGCGUGGAAGAACAACAAGUUCUCCAGCCCCUGGUGUUUUGAGAACUUUGUUCAGGUGCGCACCUUGAAGCGUGCCCAGGACGUACGCAAACAAAUGCUCGGCAUAAUGGACAGACACAAGCUCGAUGUGGUGUCAUGUGGGAAGGCAACCUCCAAGGUACAGAAGGCAAUCUGCAGUGGUUUCUUCCGAAACGCGGCUAAGAAGGACCCUCAGGAAGGCUACAGAACACUAGUGGACAGUCAGGUGGUGUACAUCCACCCUUCCAGUGCUCUCUUCAACAGACAGCCAGAGUGGGUGAUAUACCAUGAACUCGUGAUGACCACCAAGGAGUACAUGCGUGAGGUCACGGCUAUGGACCCCAAAUGGCUGGUGGAGUUUGCCCCCAAGUUCUUCAAGUUCUCCGACCCCACACGGCUCAGCAAGCAAAAGAAACAGCAGAAGAUUGAGCCCCUCUACAACAAAUAUGAGGACGCCAACUCCUGGAGAAUUUCACGUGCCUUCAGAAAGUUUCACACAAAAGUUACUUUCUGAGUGUUUUACGUCAUAUUACUGGCUUUACAUGGAGUUCCACGCACAAGUUACAAUGUGACUUCCUGGUUAUUUCACAGGCCUUCAAAACGUUUCACUCCAAAGUCACUUUCUUAGUUUUCAAUAUCCAGGUUUCCUGGAACUUUUGUACAAUGGUUACUGGCUGUGUUUUAGAUUAUUUCACAGGCUUUCAGAGAGUUCAGUGCAAAAGUUUCUUUCUGAGUUUUCUGGAUCAUGAUACAUGAACAACAGUCAUGGAGUUCCACACAAAAGUUACAUUCUUAGUUGUCCAGGUCAUUUUACCAGCUUUCAGGAAUUUAAAUUCUCAGUUAAAUUCUGAGUUUUCUCAACCAGAAUAUUGGAUGUUUCGUUUAGUAGAAAAGUACAUGUAUCUAUGCACGAUUCCAAAGUUUUACUCUAAAAUUGUUGCCCUGACAGUUGGUUACUGUAAUUUAAUAGUAUUUAAUAGAAAUGGUUUAGAAAUAAUGGGUUUGUAUAUUUUGCAUUAACGGAAUGAAAAGGUAAACGCAAAGUAUUCAAUCAAGGUAUUUAAUAGAGAUUUAGUUUAAAUUCAUCUCAGAAUCAUGAAUGGUUCUUCGUGUUGUUUAAAAGGCACCAUGAGGGAGGCUUUUAUUACACUGAUAAGUGUUCACUGUUGUAAGUUUAUAUGCUUCAUCCAGGUUGGGGAAACAACUUAAAUACAAAUAAAAGCAUUGUUGAGGUGCCUAAAAUGCAUGUAGACCAAUAGAUUCAAUGUAGAUUCUGUUAAUUGGGCUGUUAUUAUUGUACUGGUGAAGCCUGGUCUGCUUCUAUGCCAUGUAUAUGGUUUAGGUUUAUUCAAUAUACAAUACCGGUAUGUACACUUUUCUAAUAUCAUCAUAGAAGGAACAUUAAAAAAAAGAUAUUCAUCCUCAAGAACAUUGAAUAUCAAUGUUGACAUUUUCUCGCUUAAAAAGGUAUAGAUUCAGUUUUAUUCCAUCUUCAUGAUUCAAUGCCUAAUCUAAGAGAUGAAACUCUUAAUAUACUAAUAUCAAAUGUAACCUUAUUUAUGCUAACAUUUUCUAUGUUAUAUGUUUGUUUACCAAACCAUUAUCAUUUCUUUACACAUAAGCCAUCUGUUUGAUAAUGGGAGGCGGAAAACUACAACGGGCGAGGCAUGGUAUGGUAUUGCGCAAGGGGGGGUUAGGGUUUGGGUUAGUGUUAGGGGUCGGGUUAGGGUUUGGGUUAGCCUAAACCCAACCCUAACCCGACCCCUAACUCUUACCCUAACCCUAACUCUUACCCUAACCCUUUUUUGGGGUUAUCACCCCUGACCAUGCCUCGCCCGUUGUAGUUUUCCGCCUCCCUGAUCAAUAAAACUUCCAAUUAAGAUGUAAAAUAGAGCCGUGCAGUACAGUUGUAGUAUAAUUACAAGAUCUUUGUGUGACUGUUUGGUGUAAAUAAUGCUUAUUUGAUGAUACAUGUUUAUAUUUGGAUUUUAAAUGUGCAUUUAAAAUUAUACAUGAUAAUAAAAUAUGAAAAUCCA
Molecule: messenger RNA, 5263 nt
Organism: Dreissena polymorpha
Lineage: Eukaryota; Metazoa; Mollusca; Bivalvia; Myida; Dreissenidae
Product: ATP-dependent RNA helicase DHX8-like
Biological process (GO): spliceosomal complex disassembly; mRNA splicing, via spliceosome
Cellular component (GO): catalytic step 2 spliceosome; intracellular anatomical structure
Molecular function (GO): ATP binding; RNA helicase activity; RNA binding
Source: RefSeq, a predicted model, not a curated record